Messenger RNA from Ascochyta rabiei, 3333 nucleotides. RefSeq lists its product as uncharacterized. Bases 1 to 3333 code for a protein of 1110 amino acids. NCBI's taxonomy places the organism in Eukaryota, Fungi, Ascomycota, Dothideomycetes, Pleosporales, Didymellaceae. The transcript is spliced from 2 exons. The record is from RefSeq and is a predicted model, not a curated record.
AUGACAGAUCUGGAGUGGACACGGCUGCAACACUACAAGAAGUGGAGGAAGCGACUACAGGAGCAUCCCUAUAAAUCUCUGUUCGGGGCCAGUGAGGACAUGCUAAGAGGCAAGGGACUCACAGAUUGGGAGUGGGUGUACAAGACAUUUCCCAGAUGGAUGUUGAGAGAGAUGGAUUCGAAUGAAUUGGCAGAUCAUAACAAGAAAAUGGACGGGAACCUUACGGGUCGUAGGUACGGGAUUAGGUCAGGAGAGAAUGCUUCAACAAAAGAGCAACCGUUGCCUGAACGCGAAUCAAUCUUUGCCCAGCCAGUCAUAAAGACAACACAUUACGAGCGAGACGAAUUUGGCAUUGUGUCACCAUCCGAUCUACGCCGACCGAGGGAAGAACCUCACGUGAGGGUGGGCAAGCAUCAAGAACAGACCGUGUCCGAGAACAAAGAAACCCUCAGCCGCCGUCUGAGCUCUUCAAACCCAGACUCUGAGCCUCCCGACCUGGAGGCGAAAUCACAAUCAGCCGAGUCUCCCGAUCAAUCAAAACAAGCUACCACAAGGGCCAAAGAAGCGUCCAACCGAGAGUCAAGGUUCAUCGAGGCGUUCUUUGCUGAAGAACCGAAGGAGUACGACCGUGACCUCGGUAAUAGCAAAUCUUGGAGGCAGACCGCGUUGCAAAGACGCAAUGUAUCAAACGUUGUGACGCGGCCAAAUACAAAAUCAUUUCCAACCUCGCAGGUAGAAACACCGGCGACGGAUAACACAUCUACUGUGGUGCGAGAUACUAUCACGAUACCCUCUUCGCAGGCACUGGUCGACAACUACCCAUAUCCAAAGACUAGUACCUCUCCUGCAGCUGGCGAGUCUGCUGCAAAGAAGGCACAUCAGAGUCAGAAAGAAGUUGGAUGGUCUGUCCCAGAGUUAAACACGGCUAUUCAGCAGACGGAGACCUCCAGAACUGACUCAACUACUGCACGAUCAACCUCCUCGAUACUUGAGACACUCCCUAAAGAUGAUAUAGACUUUCUCAGCGCAGACGAUAUUCGAGCCGCUAUGGGUACGAGGAAAGGUGGCAUGCAGAGUACUGAAGAAAGGCAAGACCGGCAGACACUGGAAGCAGAUUACGCAAAGGCAAAACCGAAAGCACUCGACGAGGUCGUUGAGGCACAUGUGUUGAACAAUUACCAUGUGCGCCGAAUUCACCAAGAGCUUGAACGGGCACGAACCAGCUCGCAAACUACUGAAGGAGAAGAGGUCGAAAUCAAACAGGAUGCGUCGCAGCCGCCACCUGAGCCGGUCCAGAUGGAGUCUAGUAUCGAUCGUAUGAGGAGGUGGAUCGAGGAGGGCGGCGCUUCCCUUUCCAAGCACUUCUGGCAAGAUCCUAUUGAAGCAGGCGAACCUUCAGAGGCUGAUAUGCAGUUCGCCAAACAGAUGGCUGGCCUCGGCAAAGGCCGCCGUGCAAGAGAACACAUCUCAAGUGAUCUGGAAACGGAUCUUCCAAUGUGCAAAGCACUGAUGGAGCGUUUGAAGAACGACGAGAACAGGGUCGAGCAUGCAGUCUACCUCUUGCGAUCUCCUAGGAAAGUAAUACCUGGUACUGAGAUAUCUAAGAACCUCCGCGCCAUUAGGGAGCGCCGCCUGCGCAACACUUAUGAGAGAACGGAAAAGCAGUUCGAAACAGCUUGUGAGGCUCUUCGCGAAUUGGACGCUGAGGCGGUUCGAAAAGUUACAAACGCCUUCAAGAGGCGACUCGGCAUCGCCUCGAGAGUUCUGCAUAGGAAUCACACCUUGACUCGAAUGCUUACGUGGAGGGCACAGGCUCGCCUUGACGAGCCGGAUCUUGAGCGUAGUAAGGUGGAGUUAUACAGCGAGAUUCUGACUCGCUUGGCUACGCUGCGGGACACACAGCUAGCUCUUGCCCGAUUGAUGGACCAUGCUGUCCAAACCUACGGAGUAUCGCUCAAGCCUGCCGACGAAGCGCUUUCAAGACCAGUGCCGGCCAGCGAGUCCUCAGCGACUGAAGCCACUGCUGAGGCAAAUCCUGAGUUGCUCGAGAAGUCUACUGCGAAGUCGUUGACCGAUACAGUGGCCGCAUCUCAUCUUGCCAACGAGAUUCAGUCUCAGAAGGCAGCUAUGCAAGGCUUGUCCGAUGACGGGUACGCGAGAGCGCCCAAGCAGGUUCCAAGGAGAUCAUUCGAAGAGAAAAGCCCCCUUGCACACAGCCUUUUCCGACCUUUCAACCUCCAGUUGGAGAGCUUGGGUGGAAAGACUGAUGGCGAGGAAGCAGCAGAGAGGUUGAAAGAAGUCUACAAGCAGAAAACGGGAGACACGAAACUAGUGCAAGAAGUGCGCAGCGCAUACGAAGACGCGUAUGGACCUAUUACGGUCGAGCACCGACAAGUGCCACUAGAUGAAGAGUCUGUGAGCGCUGAGGCGAGGGGUGCAAAGGUUGUCGAGACGCUCGAGGACGGCCCUGUUGCUCAGACGGCUACGACCGCCUCUAGAGGAGCAGAGUCAUCUGAGGCUACGGUUACCGGCAAGCCAUCAGUGACAGAUGUCACGGCUGAGGAAGUUGUGACGAGGCCUGACGCUAUUGAGUCAUCUUCGUCAAAAGGAGCAGAAAUCUUGGAGCCUUCCGCGACCGCACCUGCAGCAGCAAACGAGGCUGCAAUGGAAGAACGCGAGACCAGCCAUCUGCCCACCGAAAGCGCGCCAUCCUCUCCAAGCAAGACUCAUGCCGAGACCGUGGCACAGGAAGCUUCAAUCAUCGAUCGGCCAACACACUACACCAUCCUGGUCCACGAUCCCCAAAGCGACACUCUGAGCAUCACAACUUCAACAAGCGGGCCUCCGCGUGACAGCACACCAGCUCUGCCCAUUCACCAAGCCCUCUUAUCACUCAAAGCCCCUGCAAAGUUCGUUCCCUACAUCACCUCUGGUCUGGAGGUUGUCACUGCCAAACGCCACAUGCUAGUCCUGCGCGACGCUCUAGACUCGACCUCGUCAACACGGGGAUUCGAGACCAUCAGCGGCUCAUGUCCCGCAGAUCAGCCAACAGAAUCUUUCAGCAGCGAGGUAAAUCCCAUCGACGGCACCACUCGCCUCAGUCCGACUGGGUACAGCGGAGUGGAGCAGAGUCAGGAACAGCUGGAGCAUGACUUCGAAGAGAGGAGACAGGCUGCUGCCGAUGCGGUGAGGGGCAAGAAGGCCAGGCAGCAGGCUAGGGACGAGAGCGUGCCGAAGAAGAAGAGGGGUGGUGUGGGGAGCGUAGUCAAGACUGCGAUAUGGGCCAGCGCAGUGUGUUAUAUUGUUGGCGUUACUGCGGAAGUACUUCGUUGA